Arachis duranensis is the source of this 2925-nucleotide messenger RNA. Its product is annotated as putative disease resistance RPP13-like protein 1. Gene Ontology annotation, biological process: defense response to other organism. Gene Ontology annotation, molecular function: ADP binding. Bases 1 to 2925 code for a protein of 974 amino acids. The record is from RefSeq and is a predicted model, not a curated record. The transcript has a single exon. Lineage: Eukaryota; Viridiplantae; Streptophyta; Magnoliopsida; Fabales; Fabaceae.
AUGGCUGAAAAACUUUAUGGUGGAGCUUACCUCUCUCCCUUUGUUGAUGCUGUUUUGGACAACCUGACUUCAAUACUUGAAGAAGACGACUCUUUCCUCGAAAGGAACAACUUGCUUGGAAGGUUACAGAAUUGUCUGUAUGAUGUUGGACCUGUUCUUGAUGAUGCUGAGCUGAAGCAGUUCACUGACAAGAAAGUGAAGAAGUGGCUUGUUGAUCUUCAAGAUGCUCUCUUUAUGGCUGAUGACUUGCUCGACGAACUCUUCACUAAAUCCGCUAUUGCUGCCACUCAAAGGGAUCCAGGUAACUCUUCCUCUGGGUCUCGCCUUGUUGAUUCGUAUAUUGAAGAUACUGGUGACAUGGAAAAAUUAGUUGGCACACUAGAGUCUGUUGUAAGACGCAAAAAUUAUCUUCGUCUGAAGGAGAGUGCCAAGGUGGACAUGUCAUGGAGAAUUCCAUCAACAUGUCUUGUUGAACCAUCGGAGAUACGUGGCAGGGAAGAAGACAAGGAGGCCAUACUGAAACUGUUGUUGGAUGAUGAUGAUGAUGCUGAUGGUGAUUUAUCUGUCAUUCCCAUUGUGGGCAUGGGUGGAAUAGGAAAGACUACUUUGGCCCAAUUGCUUUACCAUGAUGACAAAGUGAAGGAGAAUUUUGAUUUUCGAGGUUGGGUUUGUGUGUCAGAAGAGUUUGAUGUUGUCAAGGUCACCAAGACUGUAAUUGAGGCAAUAACUUCAAGUUCUUGUAACUUGACAGAUUUGAAUUUACUUCAGCUUGAUUUAAAAGAAAAGUUGUCGAGGCAAAAGUUCUUUAUUGUCUUGGACGAUGUCUGGAAUGAAAACUAUGAUGAUUGGAAUACACUUCUAAAACCUUUUCAGAAAGGGGUUAAGGGAAGUAAAAUUCUCAUAACUACUAGAAAUAAAAAUGUGGCUUCUGUCGUGCAAACUGUUUCACCUCAUGAACUAAGUUUAUUAUCUGACGAAGAUUGUUGGUUGGUGUUUUCAAAGCAUGCACGUCUUUCAACUGUUUCUUUGGAGAAUCCAAAUCUGGAAAAAAUCGGCAGAGAUAUCGUAAAGAAGUGUGAUGGAUUGCCCUUGGCAGUUCAAGCCCUUGGAGGCAUAUUGCGUGGAAAUUCUGAUACCAGAUAUUGGAAUCAUUUACUGAAGAGUGAAAUCUGGGAACUCUCGAAUGACAUAAUAAAUGUUGUUCCAGCGUUAAGGAUAAGUUAUUAUUUUCUUCCUUCAUAUUUGAAGCAGUGCUUUGUUUAUUGUUCCUUGUAUCCCAAGGACUAUGAAUUUAGCAAAGAUGAAUUGUUGUUGUUAUGGAUGGCAGAGAAUUUUUUACAACCAGUAGGUAAAAAGACCAUGGAAGAAGUUGGUGGUGAAUAUUUUGAUGAAUUAAUUGCAAGAUCAUUUUUGCAACCUCAUAGUACUUGGGAAAAUAAAUUUGUGAUGCAUGAUCUUGUCCAUGAUUUAGCAAUGACAUGUGGUGGAGAAUUCUAUUUCAGAGCUGAAGAGCUUCGGAAUGCAGUUGAGGUUGAUAUUAAAGCUCGUCAUUUGUCACAUAACGCCAAAGGCAAUUAUCCAAUGUCAAAUCUUUUGGGAGUUUGUGAUAGACUAAAACAUACAAGGACAUUUCUUGAACUCAAUUUGAACGAGUGGAUUCCAUUCAACAUGGAAAAUGCACCUUGUAUCAUGUUGUCACAGUUAAGGUACCUGAGAGCUUUGUCGUUCAAAAGGUUUCCUCUUGAGUCGGUGCCUGAUUCAAUAGGUGAGUUGAUUCAUCUGCGUUACUUGGAUCUCUCUUUGACGGACAUCGUGGCAUUGCCAGAGUCAUUGGGUAACCUAUACAAUUUGCAGACCUUGAAGUUGAAUUUCUGUAGAAAGCUGAAAAUGCUACCUGUUGCCAUGAAAGACCUUUUAAAUUUGCGGCAUCUUGAUAUUUCAGAAACUCCUUUGGAUGAGAUGCCGAAAGGCAUGAGCAAGUUGAAAAAUUUGCAGUUUUUAAGUGGCUAUGUUGUUGGAAAGCGUGAAGAGAACAAGAUCACCGAAUUGGGAGCACUUGCAAAUCUACACAAAUCAAUUUCCAUUCUCAAAUUGGAGAAUGUGGUGAACAUCAGUGAAGCUUUGGAGGCAAGAAUGUCCGAUAAGGAUGGCAUUGAUUCUAUAACGUUAAGUUGGUCUUCGAAUGAAGAGGAGACUACAGUUGAUUCCGAAAUGGAAAGAGAGAUACUUGACAAGUUACGACCUCACACUAAUUUGAAAGAGUUACGGAUCAAUGGUUACAGGGGUACAAGAUUUCCAGAUUGGGUGGGACAUUCUUCCUACCACAACAUCACCAAAAUAACACUGGAUGGUUGCAGGAGUUGCUGUAUGCUUCCUUCAUUUGGACAGUUGCCCUCGUUGAAGCACCUAUCAAUUUCAAAUUUUGAAAGUCUGGAAAGUGUGGGUGCUGAGUUUUAUUUUAACAAGAAUGGCGAAUCUUGUUUGGAGACACCACAAUUCCCAAUGCUUGAAACUCUUUCGAUUCAGUCAAUGCGUUGCUGGAAGGAGUGGCGUUCAUUGGAGUUCAAUGGGUUUCCUCGACUUGGGCAUCUCACCAUAAGGGAGUGUCCGAUGUUGAGAGGAGAUUUGCCGAAUCAUCUACCAUCUUUGCAAUCACUUCAGAUUAGCCAUUGCAAGCAGCUGAGUUGGUGUGUUCCAAGAUCUCCUGCAAUGACGUCUUUAAGGAUAGGAGGCGGGAAUGAAGUGAGAAUUGGGGAACUACCUUCUUUACUGCGUGAGCUAUCAAUUGCAGGAAACCAUCACGUAGAGGCCAUAAUGCACAUGCAACUGAGUUGCCUGACGUCUUUAUCCAUUGCAGAUUGUUCCUCCCACAUAUGGUUUCCAGUGAGUAGUAUUCCUGCAUCACUUCAAAAGUUGACGAUAUGA